Exophiala mesophila is the source of this 1683-nucleotide messenger RNA. RefSeq lists its product as uncharacterized. NCBI's taxonomy places the organism in Eukaryota, Fungi, Ascomycota, Eurotiomycetes, Chaetothyriales, Herpotrichiellaceae. Gene Ontology annotation, biological process: fatty acid metabolic process. The transcript is spliced from 6 exons. The record is from RefSeq and is a predicted model, not a curated record. The coding region runs from base 1 to 1683 and encodes 560 amino acids. Gene Ontology annotation, molecular function: medium-chain fatty acid-CoA ligase activity.
AUGGACCAGAACAAAGGCUUACAAGAUUUCACGCCGAGUCGUUGGGAUCCAGCAGCGCUACCCAACCUUCCCAUCUUCAACAGACUUGUUAACCAUGCUCAUUUGCGAAACACCGUCUGCGUACGAGAUGUCGACGCCAGCAUCUCCAUGACUCAUCAUCAAUUACUAACAGGUGUUGUAAAUCUUCGAAACGAUAUCCAUGGCAAUCCUGCCUUCAGCCUUGAUAGAACAGACCAUGAAGAAUCUGAUGUCAGUAUCGGUCUGCUCGCGCCUGGAGGAUGUCAAUUCGCGGUCGGCUUCUUGGCUACUUUGGCGUUGGGCGCAGUGUGUGUCCCACUUAGUACAGCAUAUCCUCAACAGGAGUUAAGCUACUUUGUGCAAAAGGCCCGGAUCGCGUUUCUUCUCGUACAUCACGAUUGUGUCGGAAAAGUCAGAGACUUGAGAUUGUAUAUGAAGGAGAAACACGACAUCGACCUCUACUACUUGUGUCUGAAGGAUUACAUCUUGCAACCACUCAUUCCUCUGAGUACUAUCAUCAUAUCAUCACAGCAACCGCCGGAUGAAAGCCGUGCUGGCCUAGUGAUCUUCACCUCAGGCACCAGUGGCCCACCAAAAGGAGCUGUGUUAAGACGGCGGACACUUGGGAUAGGGGUUCAGAAUGUGAUCGAUCUUUACAGCAUUGAGGCUACCGAUGUCAUCAUGCAUUGCCUCCCUGUGCAUCAUGCAACGGGCAUUCUGGUGACUUUCCUGCCCUUUAUCACAGCCGGUGGGUGCGUUGAAUUUCACCACAAAUUCGAUGCUGUCAAGACAUGGGAACGAUGGGCUCGGGGAGAUGUCACCUAUUUCUCAGGAGUUCCAACAAUAUACAGUCGGCUUGUCGCUACAUACAAACGGAACUUCGAAAUCAAGGAAAAAUCGCUGGUGGAGUCGUACAAAGGAGCAGCCGCAAGAUUCAAGGGCUUUUUAUGCGGAACAUCAUCGCCCAACGCUCGGCUCCGUGAUGAAUGGAAGUUGUUGACAGGUAAACGACUGAUCGAGCGGUAUGGUGCUUCCGAGAUUGGUAUUGUUUUCUCGAUACCGCUCAAGAACAACUCCGCGGUUCCUAUUGGUUCAGCCGGAAGAACGGCUCCUGGUGUGGAUAUGAAGCUGUCCAGCUAUCCAGAAGGAGAGAUUAUGGUUAGACGACCUGACAUGCUGUCAGAGUACUUGUAUAAUCCUGAUGCUACACGCAAAGCCCUCGAUAAUGACGGCUAUUUUCGAACUGGAGAUCUUGCACGGGUUGAAGGGGAACACUAUUUCAUACUGGGGCGCAUGUCCACAGACAUUCUGAAAUCUGGUGGCUACAAGAUUUCUGCCCUAGAUGUGGAAAGAGAAAUCCUGGACCAAGAUUAUGUUGAUGAGGCUAUUGUAGUUGGCAUGGACGAUGAAGAGUUCGGACAGCGUGUUGCUGCCGCGAUAGUAUUGAAGAAGGACGUGAAAUUGAGCAUUGACAGACUCCGUAAAGAUUUGAGCCAUAAGUUGGCACGAUAUAAGCUGCCUACCGUCCUCCGUGUCGUGCAGCAAAUGCCCAAAACUCCACUAGGCAAGAUCUCAAAGGCGAAAGUGACCCAGGACUUUUUCGGACCUGGGCGAAAAGAAGGUCUCCAGAUAUGGCAGCCGCAGCAUGUCAAGUCACGUCUUUGA